Zygosaccharomyces rouxii is the source of this 2115-nucleotide messenger RNA. RefSeq lists its product as uncharacterized. The record is from RefSeq and is a predicted model, not a curated record. NCBI's taxonomy places the organism in Eukaryota, Fungi, Ascomycota, Saccharomycetes, Saccharomycetales, Saccharomycetaceae. Bases 1 to 2115 code for a protein of 704 amino acids. The transcript has a single exon.
AUGCUUAGAUUAGCGCAACAACAGACGCAAGUGAUCAAGGGCAGGCUACCCAAUCAGUUUGCCCAUGCUUCUGCAAGGAAUUCUUUCAACCAUUCUAUAAGGUUUAACAGCGCUGUAGCAUUAGAAAGACAAGAUUCUGGCAACGGACCAUUACCUCAUAAUAACAAAAAUAGUGCUACAAGUCAAAGUGCUAAACAAGCUAAUGCUGCAGUUAACAAAGUGCGCCAUUUACGUAAUCAAUUGGGGUCACAACCGUUCCCACCUGCCUACAGUAAAAACCGUCAAGGUGCUCAUCCAUCAACACCUGUAGAUUCCCCAUGGUAUCACAAAGUAUGUGCCUUUGAAGAAUGUGUUGCUCAAACACUAUACAUGUCUCAGACUCCUAGACGUAGAUCGAUGAGACAACCAACAGAUCACCCAACUUCAAAUGCAAAUCCAUUAUUUUGGGAUUCUAUUGCAAGAGCUAUGGAUUUAUACCACGAUUUGAUAGAUACUCCAGAGUUAAAUUCCGACCGUGUGUCUCGUUUGGUCCAUUUGUUGCACAAUGGGUUAAGAGCUAACAGAAAUCAAUUGACUAGAAUGAACAAAAAGCCAGAUUACGAUUCUCAGAGUUUCCAUAAAGAGAUGACCAAUUAUUUGUGUAAAUCUUUGAGAGAAGUUGCAGACAACAUGUUGACAAAUAAAGUUGAAUUGAAUGAAUACGGUGCCAUGCAUUUGAUUACCGCGUUCAAGGAAUUAUUACUAUUUGAAGAGGCUGUCAGUAUUUGGAAAGCCGCCAUCAAUGGUACAAAUCCAUAUUCUUCCAACAUUUUCUUAAAUCCUCGUGUGGUUGGUGUCAUUCUACCAAUUCUUUAUGAUCACGGCGUUCCAUAUCCUGAAAUUCAAGCACUUUAUGAAAAGUCCUCAUCUAUGAUUAAUUAUUUCCAUCCAAACCUUUCUGUUGGUAUGAUUAGAGCCAGUUUGUCAGCAGGUGAAAAUGAAAUGGCAUUAAACCUUUUCCAACAGUUAUGUGAAGAAAGUACAGAGAUGAAAUACGGAUACUUGAUAGAAACUCAUUUAUCCUUUAUUGGUGAGUGUAAUGAUUUGAACGUUGCACAAACUUUUUUCGAAAAGGCCUUAAAGGAUGAAAUGCCUUACAAGAUUGAUCUACAAGUCUCUUAUGUCAAAUCUUUCUUAAGAAACGUUUGGAAUCAAACUCAUGAUUUGCAAAUGGUCUACGAUAUCUGGUACAAAUCAUCUGUUCAUUAUGGUAGAGAUGUUAAUCAUGGUAUUUCUUCAUCCUUGAACGACACAUUCUUUGACAUUUUUUUCCAAAACUAUGCUAAUGAUGAGGUUUCCGGUUUCCAAGCAUUACAAAGUUUGAUCCAUACUUAUAAUGAAAUUAAGAGAAUUGACGAACCAUUUUUCAACAUCAUUUUGGCUAAGUGUUCUGUUUGGCGUGAUCGUAAGAUCAUUGAAUAUAUCGAUAAGAGUUACGAAUUGUUCAACAUUCCAAAGACUAUUGUCGCCUACAGAAUUUUGUUGAAAUCAAUGGGGUCUGUUGAUGAUGCCAGUAGUUUGGAAAUCUUACAAAGAUGGAUAGAUCUAGUCAGUAAAUCUGAUGAAGCUGGUCAGAAAUUUAUUGCUAAUGCAGAUUGGGCCGCUCUAAGAGACGCCACCGUCACUUGGACUCAAUAUAUGAGAGAUUUAACUGAAAAUGGUGGUGGUGUUAAUGCUGGUUCCGACCGUGAUUCUUUACAUUCUUCAUCUAGCGGUAGUGAGGCUAACAGACAGUUGUUUGCAGAAAUUGGUGGUGAUGUAGAUUACUCCCAUCCAGCUUUGCAAGCAGCUAAUGCUUCAGGUGCAUUUGAUGAUAUGGAAGCUCAGCAAGAGGAAAUGCAACAAAGUCAAAAUCAAUUACAACAAGAACUUGGUGAGAGAAUGAGUUUGUAUUUGAAGAUUGUCAAACGUUAUUCACCAUACUGUCGUGAUCCUAGACAAUUGACUAGAUUGACGUCAGGAACUGCUGUUAAAUAUUCCGUUUUAGAGGAGGUAUUACCCGAGUAUGGUAGUCUAGAUGUUUCUGAUAUUCCGGUACCUGAAUUUCAUAACAUUAGACAAACCAACAUUCAGUAG